CCUCACUCUCACCCUGCAUAUAUAAUCCACUCUUUAGGACACAUUUCCUCACCCAAAAAAAUCUCAUUUCUUCACUCUACUGCUCCGCUCCUCGAUAGUAGAUUUUCGAAGCAGUCCUAGAUCUACGAGAGGUAAAAAUGAGAGAGAUCCUUCAUGUUCAAGGUGGACAGUGUGGUAACCAGAUUGGCUCUAAGUUCUGGGAAGUUGUCUGUGAUGAACAUGGCAUCGAUCCAACAGGAAGUUAUGUUGGCUCUUCAGAUCUUCAGCUGGAGAGAGUCAACGUAUACUAUAACGAGGCUUCUUGUGGAAGGUUUGUUCCUCGAGCAGUACUUAUGGACUUGGAACCAGGCACCAUGGAUAGUGUCCGCUCUGGUCCAUACGGACAGAUUUUCAGGCCUGAUAACUUUGUUUUUGGGCAAUCUGGUGCUGGAAACAACUGGGCAAAGGGGCAUUACACUGAAGGGGCAGAGCUUAUUGAUGCAGUGCUUGAUGUUGUCAGAAAGGAGGCUGAGAAUUGUGACUGUCUUCAAGGUUUUCAGGUGUGUCACUCACUGGGUGGAGGAACUGGUUCUGGAAUGGGUACUUUGCUUAUCUCAAAAAUCAGGGAGGAGUACCCUGAUAGGAUGAUGCUUACCUUCUCUGUAUUUCCAUCACCAAAGGUCUCUGAUACAGUUGUUGAGCCAUAUAAUGCUACCCUUUCUGUGCACCAGCUUGUUGAGAAUGCAGAUGAGUGCAUGGUCUUGGAUAAUGAGGCAUUAUAUGAUAUCUGCUUCAGGACUCUUAAACUGACCACCCCGAGCUGUAAGUUAACAUGAAAAAGUCCUUGAUAU
This is a messenger RNA of Carica papaya (papaya), 830 nucleotides long. The record is from RefSeq and is a predicted model, not a curated record. Lineage: Eukaryota; Viridiplantae; Streptophyta; Magnoliopsida; Brassicales; Caricaceae.